Messenger RNA from Prorocentrum cordatum, 2802 nucleotides. The record is from the annotation of a GenBank genome assembly. NCBI's taxonomy places the organism in Eukaryota, Dinophyceae, Prorocentrales, Prorocentraceae.
UUAUGACCUAAGAACAUUGCUUCCGUUCUUGGAACAUUCCUCCGUUUUAAGAACAUUCGUGGUAGGCAUACAGGAAAGCCGGGACGGUCGGUCCCUGGUCAAUAUGGGGUCGGAGGAUUGCGCGGCGUCGUCGAUGCAUGGCCAGUGCAUCGGCAAUGCGGCGCGAGCUCUUACCCCACUGAAUCCAGCAUCCAUGUGGGCGGCCUUCAGAGGAGCAGGAGGAUCAACUGUCGAAACGCUCCAUUGCCGCCGAUGGUCGUGGCAGCCAGCUGCUGAUGGCGAUGGGCGCCACAGGGGUCGUUUUCGGCGACAUAGGUACCUCACCAUUAUACACUUUGGGCAGCAUCUUUGGCGACCUGGACACACCAAGUCCAUCACAGGAGGAGGCAGUGCAGGUGUGUUGCAUGAUCUUUUGGCUGCUGACCUUCGUUGUCUGCUUCAAGUACUUGGGGGUGCUGAUGCGUGUCAGCCACCAUGGUGAGGGCGGCAUUUUCGCGAUAACACAGGUCUUGACGGCCGAGAAGGGCAAGCAGGGAGAGCCAAAACUCUCGGGGGGGAGCCGCGAAGUAGUUUUGUUUAUGGCCAUGUUGGGCGGCUCUUUCAUCGCUGGAGAUGGCGUCAUCACGCCUGUGCAGACGGUGCUUGGGGCUUUCGAGACAACAUCUGCGCCAACAGGAGAACGCGUCCUCAUCGCGAUGACCGUCCUAAUUUUCAUAUUCGUGAUCCAGCGACGCGGCUCUCAGGUCAUCGGCAUCGUUGCUGGCCCUGUCAUGGUGGUCUGGUUUCUCGCAAUUGGUGGCCUCGGCCUUUUCAAUUUGUUGCAGCAUCCAGGUGCAGCGAGGGCAGUUUUUCUGGGCCUGAACCCAGGGAAUAUUUUGACCUUCUGGACGACUGGCUCUUUCGCUGGACUGAGGGCGUGGCAAUCUCUGUCCGGGGUGACACUUGCUGUGACGGGCGCCGAGGCUCUCUAUGCGGACAUGGGACAUUUUGGUGCAGGACCAAUCAUGCUUGCAUGGUUCGGCCUGGUCUACCCUUGCUUAGUUUUGCAAUACAUGGGCCAGACCGUCAUGAUCUGCAUCAAUCCUGCCGGUUCUGCGAAUGCCUUCACCAAUGCAGUCCCAGAAGGCCUCGGGGUCCCAAUGAUGAUUUUGUCAAUUUUGGCAGCAAUCAUUGCCUCACAGGCUCUGAUCACUGGACUCUUCACGAUGUUCACCCAGGCGUGCGCCCUCAAGAUGGUUCCACGCCUUCAGAUUCUGCACACCAACCCACACCAGCAGGGACAGGUCUACAUACCAGAAAUAAACUGGGCGCUCUGCACUGCUUGCGUGGUAACCUGCGUGAUCUUUCAGACUUCUGCGAAUCUCAGCAACGCGUAUGGAAUCUGUGUCACUUGCUGCUUCGUUGUCACCACCUGCCUUCUCAGCGUGGUGCUCCGGCAGGUGUGGGGCUGGCGCUGGUUGGCAGUGGCAUCGGUCAUCUUGCCAAUGAUCACGAUCGACCUGACUGUCUGUUCGGCCAACCUCGCGAAGCUGUUGGACAAAGGCUGGAUUCCCCUGGUGAUUGCUGCGGCACUGCUCCUACUGAUGAACACGCACCGCUGGGGCCGCAACUACGAGGAGGCCAUUUUCGCAGAGGAGGCGAAGAACGAGGGCGUGCUGUUAACGAGGGACAUGGCAGUAAGCUCUGAGGGCAGUACGCCACAGGAACAAGUCACAGCACCGUGCCUUGCCACCGUUUCCACAGUGCCUGGCUUGUUGCGGAUCUUGGGGUCAGGUGGGCUGGUGCGCACACCUACUGCAUGCGUGUUCAUGACUGCGUGCGAGUGGAGGGUGCCUCGCACAGUUGGAGCGCUGGCCGCAAUGGGCUGGCUUCCGGAGGCCAUCGUUUUGCUCAGUGUGAAGUUCGAGGAUAUUCCUUUCGUGGUCGAGGCCGAGCGUUCUUCUUUCGUGGCACACGGUGAAGGCGUGUUCGUUAUCGUUCUUCAUUUUGGCUACGCCGAGCCGCUCACUGCCGCACGCAUUGGAGUGCCCACCGCAAUGGCGAGAGUAGCGCGCGAGCAUUUGGAGGGCCACCCCAUGCUUGCCCCGCUCCUCGGCUUCGCACAGCCGGGCCUCGGUGUCGACGCUCCCUGCCAUCAGCGCCGCGGUGCCAGUAUGGAGUCAGCGCAGAACAGCGCUGAUCCUGAGCUUGGUGGCCAGGUGUGGCAGCAGUGGCAGCUGCGCAGGAGCGCCACCAUCGUCCUUUGCAAGCUGCAUUACGCCCCACGUGCAGAGCACGGCGCCCUCGUGAGGCUGAGGAUCCAGCUGUAUAGCUUCUUCGUGCUGAACGCACGUAAGGCCAUUACGUUCUUUGGACUGCAGGGGUGCAACACCAUGGAGAUCUCCGUAGUCAGGCUGAUGUGACAGUGACCACCGUUGCGAUGUGCCCGGAUGUUUGGAUGAUUUCCCUCGCAUUCUAGUUCGUACAGAGUAGGUACAGCCACGAACAUCCGUCUGGCCAGCAGCAGCGAAGAUUCGACAGCAAAGAAUUCAGCUUGACCUCAGUGGUGCAGCUGCCAACUAAACUCGCCCCUAACCCGUCCAAUGAGGCGGAAAGCUGGGCCAGCCAUCUGAUCGCAGCUGGCGAUUGUACAGGUCUAGCAUGUGCGAGUGUCUCGACAAGCUUGAAAGGCUCGCGCCUUCCCGCGUUUUACAGGUGCCCGAGCCGACGCUUGGGCCAUUACAGUGGUACCCAGACGCCGCCGAGGGUCUUCGUGGCGCUCUUGCGGCACUCUGCCGAAGGUUGCCGAAGACUCACGCGCAA